AUGAAUAAUAUUAGGAAUUUGUUUCAAAAAUUCAAUAUGAUUUCCAGUGGAGUUAAACCCAGAGCUGAUGAAUUACUCAAGUUGAUGUCAAACGUCAGUAUCACAAUGGAUGACAUGAAAUUAAUAUCUGAACUCAAUGCUAAGCUCAAAUAUCCAGAUGUUAACCGGGAAAUUGCUAGAUUUACCGGGAAAAGAGCCAUGAUUAUGAACAUAUCAACACUAACUAGCAUCAUUAGUUCAUUAUCAAGGGCUAAUUAUUUUGAUAAAGGUUUUUACCAGAAAAUAUCGGAAAUUUAUGCAUACAGAAUUCAUGAAUCCAAUACAAUAGAUGCUACCACGAUUUGUCAUGCCUAUUCACUCCUCCCCCCCCCUCCGUUUGACAUGUUAUUUAAGAUAACUGGCGAUUUGCUGUUAAAAAAUGAUAUGAUUAAUCAACUAUCUGCUAGAAAUUCUGCCCACUUAUUAAAUUCCUUUUCCAGAGCCAAUGUGCAACAUAUGCAACUUUUUACACAAAUUUUGAAACACAUACAAAAUUUACCUUUAGGAAACUUGGAAGCGCAUCAUUCGACGCUUGUGCUGAAUGCUCUGGCAAAAUUUUUAAUUUUUGACAGGAGUGCCAUAGAUAAUCUGUUGGAACACAUGAAAUUUAGCAUCCAAAAUCUAAAACCGGAGAAUAUCGCAAAUGCAAUACACGCACUGGCCAAACUAAACCAUACAACCCCAUUAAUUACUGAUUUAUCUUUUAAAGUGUUAUCCAUGUUACCAGAAGUCGGUGUUCGUGAAUUAAGUAACUGCCUAUGGGGUUUAUCAAAACUUAAAGUGUUGAAUGCCGAUUACUUUUUAAAGUGCUUUGUAUAUAUUGAAAUGAAAGUGAAUGAAACAGUUUCUGAUGGCAAGUCUGUAGCUCAAAUAAUGGAGUCAUUGCGUAGAAUGGACAGGGAUUCACUCACUCGAGAUACGAUUGACAAAGUAAUUACAACAAUAAUCGCACCAUUGAUUGAUAAGAUAGAUAAAUUGAGUGUGCCAGUUAUUACUCAAAUUUCAUGGUGUCUUGUUGAUUUGGGCUAUGUAAACCAUGAAUUUGUUAGGAAGUCAUUUCAAGAAUUUAGGUGUAUUAAGAUAGAUACAACUGGAACUGAAUGGGCCUACGUAAAGUUGCUUGCCAGGACUAUUACUGAAAGGUAUCCUGAGACUAAAUUUGUGAGAUUAGAAUAG
Molecule: messenger RNA, 1215 nt
Organism: Babesia microti strain RI
Lineage: Eukaryota; Apicomplexa; Aconoidasida; Piroplasmida; Babesiidae
Product: conserved Plasmodium protein, unknown function
Exons: 7
Coding region: 1-1215 (404 amino acids)
Source: RefSeq, a predicted model, not a curated record